Molecule: messenger RNA, 152 nt
Organism: Funneliformis geosporum
Lineage: Eukaryota; Fungi; Glomeromycota; Glomeromycetes; Glomerales; Glomeraceae
Source: the annotation of a GenBank genome assembly
GAAAAGAAGUUUCUUAAUAUGCCUGGUAGAGAAAUUUAUUGCACUGUAAACUUGGAUAUAUGGUAUUCCAUUGAUGGAGGAUAUAGACCUUAUGUUCCGCAAGAUCAACUUCAUAAUUAUAUAAGUUAUUCAGAGCAUAAGAGACGUCAAUU